CCGGGCCACCCGUGGUUACGACAGGCCCGGAUUUAUGGCCGUAAGGGCCGCCGAGGCGUGAGCGGCGCAAGCUGCCUCUCCUGGCCUCCGGACUCAUCCCCUGCAGCUGGGCAAAGCCAGCGCGGCGGAGCGCUCGUGCCCCUCCUGAUGCCUGCAGGAUGCUGCCAUCGCCGCUGGAGCUGAUGCGGCCGCUGGAAAGACCAAGAGAGUUUUUGAUACAUGCACUGGAAAGAGUGAAGUUUGCAAAACUAACUGAUGUGGAAUAUCCUUAUCUUGUGGAUGAAUCAAAUUUGGAUGCUAUGUUUGAAAUGCUGGACACUACAAGUCAAGGCUAUAUAACCUUAGUGCAGUACAAAGGAGCUCUUAAAAGCUUGGGGUUAAGUACUCAGGAUUUGCCUUAUGAAGAAGAUGCAACUAUCACACUGGAAAUAUUCAAGAAAGAAGUGAAGAAGUUGUUGCAGGAAAGCUGGGCAAUAUAUCAACCUUAAGCAGCUGUCUGCUAAAAAUUCUCUAAAGUCUUCUCUUUGAGUUUUUUUUUAUUUUAAUUGCCUUUUGGCAACUGAUAGUUUCACUUAUCCAAAAAUAAACUUGAGUAGCAUCAGCA
Gopherus flavomarginatus (Mexican gopher tortoise) is the source of this 604-nucleotide messenger RNA. RefSeq names its product EF-hand calcium binding domain 10 (gene EFCAB10). Gene Ontology annotation, molecular function: calcium ion binding. The transcript has 4 exons. Bases 159 to 488 code for a protein of 109 amino acids. The record is from RefSeq and is a predicted model, not a curated record. Lineage: Eukaryota; Metazoa; Chordata; Testudines; Testudinidae.